Messenger RNA from Lithohypha guttulata, 1101 nucleotides. RefSeq lists its product as uncharacterized. NCBI's taxonomy places the organism in Eukaryota, Fungi, Ascomycota, Eurotiomycetes, Chaetothyriales, Trichomeriaceae. The transcript is spliced from 2 exons. The coding region runs from base 1 to 1101 and encodes 366 amino acids. The record is from RefSeq and is a predicted model, not a curated record.
AUGGUCGAAGCCACCUUAAUAACACGGUCUGUUUCUAAUCACUAUGCGACGGCUACACAAAAGAACACUUUCAAUGGCCAGUAUUCGCCUGACUCGGUCAUCGUCACAUUGUCUAUUGCCAUAUCACUCUUCAACUCUCUCGAGCUGAUCCUCCUCAUCUUCUCUACAUUCAAGAGAUGGCGCGGCCUAUACUUCUGGAGCUUGACUAUAUGCAACCUCGGCGUUAUGCUUUAUGCUGUAGGCAUGAUGCUGAGUUACUUCGAGCUCAGCGUUCGCUGGCUGUGGAAGGUCAUACUCGACGUUGGCUGGACACUGAUGGUUAGCUUUCAGUCUCUCGUCCUAUAUUCACGUCUAGGAUUGAUUGUGUCCAACGAAAAGAUUUUAGCUGCUGUCAAAUGGAUGAUCAUCGUUAACAGUAUCUGCUUGUGCACCAUCGUUAACAUAUUCGACUUCGGAAGUACCUAUUCGGGAUCAAUGGCUUUCUCCGAAGGGUAUUACUACAUUGAGCGAAUUCAAAUGACAUUGUUCACCAUCCAAGAGCUUAUUAUCUCGGGACUGUACGUCUAUACGACGCUUGCUUUGCUAAAAGUCAUCUCCAAGGAGAAUACACGGAGCAUGAUUUGGCAGCUAUUGACGAUCAACGUGAUUAUUAUUUCUAUGGAUAUCGGCCUUGUAACGUUGCAGUUUCUGCAUUUCCAGCUAUAUCAAGAAGCUAUUAAAGUCUUUGUUUAUAGUGUCAAGCUGAAACUCGAGCUGAAUAUCCUGUCCAAGCUUGUGGAUCUCGUGCACGGUAACUCUGCACAAAAGUCGAUGAGCAUUGGUGUUAUCGACGCGACUAGUAUUCCAGGCACAGUACAGUCAGAUGUGCAUCAAGAAAUGUCACAGGGCGGUGUUUUUGGAUCUGCUGACUCGAAAAUGGCUUUGGAAAAGAAGGAAGAAAUCCAUCGACAUGGCUCACGGUACAGCGACGCGUCAGCGCAGCAGAUAAGUGCUACAAGCAACGAUGUGUACCCUGUGCUUUCGAACUCAAGGUACUCGAGCAGAACGAGUGGUAGAGAAGCCGAUAUCAUAUAUGCAGAUAUCCUACGCGAUAUCAAGUGA